Molecule: messenger RNA, 1137 nt
Organism: Trichobilharzia regenti
Lineage: Eukaryota; Metazoa; Platyhelminthes; Trematoda; Strigeidida; Schistosomatidae
Source: the annotation of a GenBank genome assembly
AUUGGAGGGAAAAUUAAUUGUCGUUUUGUUGUGGGUGUUUUGAAUUUGCUGUAAUGUGGUCUGCGAACGAUUAUGGUACCCUUGGAGGUACUAGUGACUCAGGGGGUGGAUAUAUGACAUCAGCAUCAUCGAAUUCAAGUCAGAAGGUCUUCGAUUUUUAUUGCAUAACUUCUUACGUUUUCUAGAAAGAUAGCAAUCAAGGUAAUAUUAUCCCUUGUACAUGCGCAGAAAUCAUGGCUGCAAGUCAAGAUGGCGAUAAAUGUACUUCUCCUUGUGGGAUAGAGCUUAGCCAGGUGUCAGUAGUAGGUAUAAUCCGAUCAGUAAAUGAGUCAAGUACACGAGUGGAGUAUGAGAUAGAUGACUACACUGGCCCUUACUUGGCAGUCAAACUGUUCAUGGAAGACCAGGACAAUACACCAGCAGUUGUACAAUUUCUUCCACUGAGGGAAUUAUCUUAUGUGCGAGUUCAUGGUCAUGUGAGAAGCGUAAAUGGAAUAAAAAACAUUCUUGCCUUUCGAGUGAUAUUAUUGUCUGAUAUGAAUGAACUUACUGUUCAUAUUAUGGAGGUGAUUUACACACGAAUGUUGUACAUUAAAAUGAAAUACGAUGAAGAUAAUGAAACAAACAAUACUAUAUUCAGUGAAGAUGGAGCACAUAACACUACUGGUGCUAUCAGUAACGGUCUUACCGUCCUACAAAAUCAGAUACUGGCGAUAGUAAGGACAUUUGUUGGUGAACGUGGAAUUCCUGUCUCACAGUUAAUCAAGAAAUUGCAUGGAAUCCCUGAACGACAAAUUAGAAGAGAUUUGGAUUUUCUGACUACGGAAGGUCAUGUGUAUUCAACUGUAGAUGAUAAUCAUUUUCGAGCUACUGAGGCAUGAAAAUGAGUGAAAUUUUUCGAAGAGCAUUUCGCCUAUUUUUUGGACUACUAUAUUGCAUUUAGUGUACAAAGUAAUUAAAUAUAUGUUUUGAUCUCGAAGAGUUUUUUCAUAUUGACGAUAAGAAGGAGGAAAAGUUUUCGUGAAAAAAUGAUUAUAUCUUGGAUCUUAAUUUAAAUCUCGAUAAUUAUAUCCUAUAGCUCUUACAGAAAAUUUGUGGCUUAGAUUAAAAGUGGAAAUUAGUGUUUUCUGAACUUUC